AUGGAGGACUGCUGGACCACCACCAUCAGCCCAGACCCCAGUUCCUUGUUCCGAGUGGUCCUGCGGCUCUCCACUGAGGUCCACAAAGCCCCAAGGAAGCAAAUGUCCAACAGCAGCUCCAUCAAUGAAUUCCUCCUCCUGGCAUUCUCUGACACCUGGCAGCUGCAGCUCUUGCAUUUCUUGCUGUUCCUGGGCAUCUACCUGGCUGCCCUCCUGGGCAACGGCCUCAUCAUCACAGCUGUAGCCUGCGACCACCACCUCCACACCCCCAUGUACUUCUUCCUCCUCAACCUCUCCAUCCUUGACCUGGGCACCAUCUCCACCAUUGUCCCCAAAUCCAUGGCCAAUUCCCUGUGGAAUACCAGGGCCAUUUCCUACUCAACAUGUGCUGCCCAGGUCUUUUUCUUCUUCUUUUUAAUUGCAGCAGAGUAUUGCCUCCUCACAGUCAUGGCCUAUGACCGCUACAUUGCCAUCUGCAGACCCCUGCACUACGGGACCCUCAUGGGCACCAGAGCUUGUAUCCAAAUGGCAGCAGCUGCCUGGGCCAGUGGUUUUCUCCAUGCUCUCCUGCACACUGGGAACACAUUUUCAAUACCACUCUGCCAAGGCAACACAGUGGAGCAGUUCUUCUGUGAAGUGCCCCAGAUCCUCAAGCUCUCCUGCUCAGACUCCUACCUCAGA
Messenger RNA from Dromaius novaehollandiae (emu), 681 nucleotides. RefSeq names its product olfactory receptor 14C36-like. Gene Ontology annotation, biological process: G protein-coupled receptor signaling pathway. The annotation marks the transcript as partial. Gene Ontology annotation, molecular function: odorant binding; olfactory receptor activity; G protein-coupled receptor activity. The transcript has 2 exons. Lineage: Eukaryota; Metazoa; Chordata; Aves; Casuariiformes; Dromaiidae. Gene Ontology annotation, cellular component: membrane. The record is from RefSeq and is a predicted model, not a curated record.